AUGGAGGCUGCCUCGGUGUCCGUCCCCGUCGAGUGGAUAAAGAACUGGGAGAAAUCAGGGAGAGGCGACCUUUUGGACUUAUCUUGGCUUCUCAGCAAAAACAAGAGCCACGGCAGUUCGACUUACAGAGAUUUCCAGCGAGCUCUCUAUGAGUUAUCACACCAUGUCAUUCAAGGAAAUCUGAAGCCUGAACAAGCAGCUGAUUUUUUAAAUGACAUCAGUGAAUUUCGUGAGGAUAUGCCCUCCAUUCUUGCUGAUGUCUUCUGCAUGUUAGAUAUUGAGACAACCGUUUUAGAAGAGAAGAGCAAGAGAGACUGUUUUACACAAUUGGUAUCAGCGUGUUUGUAUUUCGUUUCAGACACGAUUCUAAAGGAACGCCUAGAUCCAGAAACAUUGGAAUCAUUAGGACUUAUCAAACAAUCACAGCAAUUCUACCAAAGAUCAGUUAAAAUCAAGGCAAAACUCUUUUAUAAGCAGCAAAAGUUCAAUUUGUUAAGAGAAGAGAAUGAAGGCUAUGCUAAGCUGAUUGCUGAAUUGGUGCAAGAUUUAUCGGGAAAUAUUACUAGUGAUUUAAUCUUAGAGAAUAUCACAUCUUUAAUAGGAUGCUUUAAUCUAGAUCCCAAUAGAGUUUUGGGUGUCAUUUUAGAAGUGUUUGAAUGCAGACCAGAAUGUGAUGACUUCUUUAUAUCUUUAUUAGAAUCUUGUGUGAAUAUGUGUGAGCCGCAAACACUUUGUCAUAUACUUGGGUUCCAAUUCAAGUUUUACCAGGAGCCGAACAGAGACACUCCUUCGUCUUUGUACAGAGUUGCAGCAGUGCUCCUACAAGGUAAUCUUAUUGAUUUAAAUUAUCUUUAUGUACAUCUUCUUCCGGCUGAUAAUUGCAUUAUGGAUGAAUAUAAACGAGAAAUGGUGGAAGCUAAGGAAAUUCUUAGAAAACUUACGGUGGCUGUACUGUCUUCUGGGAAAGUGGAUAAGCAAGAGAAGGCAAAGGAAAAGGAGGAGGAGAAAGUAGAAAAGCCCCCGGACAACCAAAAACUUGGUUUGUUAGAAGCCUUAUUAAAGAUUGGCGAUUGGCAGCAUGCACAGAACAUGAUGGAUCUGAUGCCUCCAUACUAUGCUGCUUCCCACAAGCUAAUAGCUCUUGCUAUUUGCAAGCUUAUUCACAUAACUAUUGAGCCUCUCUACCGAAGAGUUGGCGUUCCUAAAGGUGCUAAAGGCUCACCUGUGAAUGCUUUGCCAAAUAAGAGAGCACCAAAACAAGCAGAGAGCUUUGAGGAUUUGAGGACAGAUGUCUUCAAUAUGUUCUGUUACCUCGGUCCCCACCUUUCUUGGGAUCCCAUUUUAUUUGCAAAAGUGGUGCGCAUAGGCAAAUCCUUUAUGAAGGAGUUUCAGUCUGAUGGAAGGAAACAAGAAGAUAAAGAGAAAAUGGAAGUUAUUCUUAGCUGUUUACUUGGCAUUACUGACCAGGUCCUACUUCCAUCUCUUUCUCUCAUGGACUGCAAUGCUUGUAUGACUGAGGAAUUAUGGGGAAUGUUGAAAACAUUUCCAUAUCAGCAUAGAUAUCGUCUGUAUGGCCAGUGGAAGAAUGAAACUUACAACAGUUCCCUACUUCUAGUAAAAGCUAAAGCUCAAACAAUAGACAAAGCCAGAGAUAUCAUGAACCAUCUAACCAAGGAAAAUGUGAAGCCUUCUGGAAGACAAAUUGGGAAAUUGAGCCACAGCAAUCCAGCUAUUUUGUUUGAUUGUAUCUUGGCAAAAAUACAGACGUGUGAUGAGCUCAUGGCACCUGUAGUAGAUUCACUGAAAUACCUCACUCCGUUGAAUUAUGAUGUCUUGGCCUAUUGCAUCAUUGAGGCUUUAGCAAAUCCAGAAAAGGAAAGGAUGAAACAGGACGAUACAAGCAUUUCAAGCUGGCUUCGGCCUCUUGUUAGUUUCUGCGGUGCAGUUUUUCCUAAAUAUCCAAUGGAUCUUGCUGGUCUUCUGCAACACGUGGCUAAUCAGCUCAAGGCAGGCAGAAGUAUUGGCCUGCUUCUAUUGGAGGAGGUGGUACACAAAAUGGCAGGAAUAGGAAUCACCAGGGAAGAGACCAUGACAACGGAGCAACUAGAGGCCAUGACUGGUGGAGAGCAACUGAGAGCUGAGGGAGGUUCUUGUGGCCAGAUCAGAAACACUAAAAAAUCCUCCCAGAGAUUAAAGGAUGCCCUAUUGGACUAUGAUCUUGCUCUUCCCCUGGUUUUGAUGAUAGCUCAGCAGAGGAACAGGGUGAUCUUUCAGGAAGGUGGAGAGGAAGAUGUGGAACUGGUGGGAAAGCUCUAUGACCAGUGCCAUGAUACCCUGGUACAGUUUGGUGGGUUUUUAGCAUUUAAUCUAAGCACAGAAGAGUACACAAAGAGAGUACCUUCCAUCGAUGUGCUCUACAACGAAUUUCAUAUACCCCAGGAUGCAGCAUUUUUCUUGUCCAGGCCAAUGUAUGCACGCCAUAUCUCAUCCAAAUAUGAUGAACUUACAGAAUCGGACAAGGAAAGUAAACAGCAACAUAAAGUCCACAAGUACAUAGCAUCAUGUGAAAUGGUGAUGGCGCCUGUCCGUGAAGCAGUAGUCUCAUGGCACAUUUCUGAAGUCUGGGAUGACAUCAGCCCUCGGUUCUAUGCCACAUUCUGGUCGUUGACCAUGUAUGACCUUGCAGUUCCACACACCAGCUAUGAACGGGAAAUCAGUAAACUUAAAGUCCAGAUGAAAGCAGUUGAUGACAAUCAAGAAAUGCCUCCAAAGAAAAAGAAAAAAGAAAAGGAGCGCUGUAGUGCUCUUCGGGACAAGCUUCUUGAAGAAGAAAAGAAACAGACGGAACAUGUACAGCGAGUUCUACAGAGACUGAAACUGGAAAAGGACAACUGGCUUUUAGCCAAAUCUAGACCAAAGGAGACCAUCACAAAAUUUUUACAGCUGUGUAUAUUUCCUCGAUGUAUUUUUUCAGCAAUCGAUGCUGUUUACUGUGCUCGUUUUGUUGAACUGGUACAUCAACAGAAAACUCCAAAUUUUUCCACACUUCUUUGCUAUGAUCGAGUUUUCUCUGACAUAGUUUUCACAGUGGCAAGCUGUACUGAAAAUGAAGCACGUCGAUAUGGGAGGUUUCUUUGCUGUAUGUUAGAGACUGUGACUAGGUGGCACAGUGAUAGAGCCACAUAUGAAAAGGAAUGUGGAAACCACCCAGGAUUCCUUACUAUACUGCGGGCAACUGGAUGUGAUGGUGGAAGUCAAGCUGAUCAACUAGACUAUGAAACUUUCCGACAUGUGGUACAUAAAUGGCACUACAAACUAACCAAGGCAUCGGUGCAUUGCCUUGAAACGGGUGAAUAUAUUCACAUGAGGAAUAUCUUGAUUGUGCUAACAAAAAUACUUCCUUGCUACCCAAAAGUUUUAAAUCUGGGUCAGGCUUUGGAAAAAAGAGUGCAUAAAGUCUGCCAAGAAGAAAAAGGGAAAAGGCGUCGUCUACAUGCAUUAGCUACCGGCUACUCUGGGCAGUUGAAAUGUAGGAAGUCAUACAUGAUACCUGAAAAUGAGGUUCAUCGCACGGAGCCCACUCCGAAGAACACAGUUGCCAGUGUACACAAUGGGCCCGUUGGCAGGUCUUCAUCUUCCAUAGGAAGUGCAUCUAAAUCUCAUGAAAGCAGUGCUGAGGAGAACGAUAAAUCAGUGGAGAGAUCUGAGGGUGGUGUGAAAGCUGUCCACAAAGCUUCUAGUGCCACACUCAAAGGCAAUUCAAGCAAUGGCAAUAGUGGCUUUAAUAGCAGCAACAUCAUUAAAGAAAAUGACAAAGAGAAAGGGAAGGAAAAGGAGAAAAGAGAAAAGACUCUAGAGGCCAGGGUACUUGGUAAAGAUGGUAAAGAAAAACCAAAGGAAGAACGGCCAGAGAAAGAUGAAAGAGCAAGAGAGACAAAGGAAAGAACACCUAAGACCAACAAAGAGAAAGAAAAGGCUAGAGGUGAGAAAUUCAAGACCACUGUCCCCAACAUAGAAUCAAAAUUGACUCGAGAAAAGGAAAGAGAGAAGGAGGCAUUCAGAGAAAGAGAUAGAGCAAAGGAAAUAAAAUCAAAAGAAAAGGUUAAAGGAGGAGAAAAAAGACCAGUUUCUGGGCCCUUGAAGUCACCUGUUCCCCGAUCAGAUAUGACUGAGCCUGAAAGGGGACAAAAACGCCAGCAUAAAAUUGAUAGACACCCUUCUCCAUCACAUACCUCAACAAGAAAGGACAGUCUCAUCGCACCCAAGGAGUCUUCAGCAACGCUGUACCUUAUUCAUACCCCUUCACCACUAAUCAAGAGCAAGGAGAGAGAAACAGACAAGAAAGAAUUGGGCAAGUCAAGGGAACGAUCCAGAGAAAGAGAGAAAAAAGAUGAAAAGGGCAGAAAAGGUCGGAAACGGCAUCACUCAAACAACGACCGGGAAGUGCUACCGGACCUAAGGAAGAGGCGAAGGAAAGAAGAACACGGAACGAUGGUGGUUUAAAAACACAAAAGUGAAAAUCCAUGCGAUUCUCCUUAUCCAAAUGAGAAAAACAAGGGGGACAAAAAAAUAAAAAUAAAAAUAAAAUAUAAGUCACAAUCUUCAGGCAAUGAAAAAGGCAGCGAUUCAUUUAAAUCUGAAAAGAUGAAUAAAAUCUCCUCCAGUGGCAAAAAGGGUAUAUACAGACCCCUAAGUUGAAGGUCUCCUGGAGGAGGAUGCCAAUGCUCCCUGCAUCACUCUCAGAACGCUAUCUCCCAUAAUUCAGAGC
Myotis lucifugus (little brown bat) is the source of this 4768-nucleotide messenger RNA. RefSeq names its product THO complex subunit 2-like. Gene Ontology annotation, biological process: mRNA export from nucleus; mRNA processing. The transcript has a single exon. The record is from RefSeq and is a predicted model, not a curated record. Gene Ontology annotation, molecular function: mRNA binding. Gene Ontology annotation, cellular component: THO complex part of transcription export complex. NCBI's taxonomy places the organism in Eukaryota, Metazoa, Chordata, Mammalia, Chiroptera, Vespertilionidae.